This is a messenger RNA of Talaromyces stipitatus ATCC 10500, 150 nucleotides long. RefSeq lists its product as uncharacterized. The record is from RefSeq and is a predicted model, not a curated record. The coding region runs from base 1 to 150 and encodes 49 amino acids. NCBI's taxonomy places the organism in Eukaryota, Fungi, Ascomycota, Eurotiomycetes, Eurotiales, Trichocomaceae. The transcript has 2 exons.
AUGUUCGCAAGGGCAAUGGCACUCGGAGCGAGGGCCUGGAAAUCAUCAUUUGAGAUACAGCCCUAUGGUAUCAGCGUAGCGGCCACCGCCGAAGAUUAUGUCGUUGGGGUGACUUUUGCGAAGUCCUCGAAGGCCAUAAUCCUUCCAUAG